UUUGAGCUUUUUAGAAGACAAAACUGACACCUGAGUUAAACACUUUAAACUAAACCGUUUUUUCUUAAAGCUGUAAUGUGUAGUAGAAGAUCAGUAAUAGCUGGUUGGCGAGGUGAGAGAGGGAUUUUCUCCCUCUGUCUUCUUCUCACAGUCUGAGGAAUGAUGCCCGGAGGAGCAUGUGCACCAAGCAAGCGCAUCUUUGGAGUUUGCUGGUCCUCUCUGUCUUUCAUAUGGGACUCGGGGUGUCCUGCAUCUCUCUGGGUGUGCUGGGGAUCACACAAGCCCUGUGGCCGCAGAAGACCCAAACCUCCUUUUCUACACCAGUAUGGAGCGGCGCAUGUUUUCUUGUCUGUGGACUAUGUGGGAUACUGUGUGCGAAGAAGAGAACUGGACCAACUAUGAUCCUGUUUUCAGCCUGUUGCAUCUGUGGACUUAUUGGGGGAAUUCUCAACGUCCAGUUUGUGCGUGCGAUGGUGAAACGGGCGAACAGCCUGUACUCUCUGCACCUGGCCUUCCUCUGCCUGGCCAGCCUGGGCGUCUUGAGCUGCACUCUCUCCACCUGGCUCACCUGCAGACUCGCCAGCAGUGAACAGAAAAGGCUGUUUCUGGAAAGGGAUCUGUCCCUGCAUCAUUCCGUGGAGAUGGGCGAGAAGGAAGUUCCAGUGAAGCAUGCUACGCACAACAGGAGCACCUCACUACCAUAAACCUUCCAACCUUCGGAUCUGCAUCCAUUUUUUCUCAGAAAGACGUCUUGCCCUGUUCCAAUAGCCAGGCAGUGUUCAAAGCACAUGCAAAA
Molecule: messenger RNA, 796 nt
Organism: Rhinichthys klamathensis goyatoka
Lineage: Eukaryota; Metazoa; Chordata; Actinopteri; Cypriniformes; Leuciscidae
Gene: tmem196b
Product: transmembrane protein 196b
Exons: 4
Coding region: 177-704 (175 amino acids)
Source: RefSeq, a predicted model, not a curated record